AUGGAUACUACGCACUACACACUGGCAGAUAACAAAAACAAAGUAGAAAAGUUUGGCCAGUCCGUAACUAUAACAGUCGACAACGAAAAUAACGUGAAGCCACAUUUAAAAGUAAUGUGCGAGCGAAGGACGCCGCAGCAGUCAAGCGGCAGUCCGGGGCUGGGCACGCACAUGCUAGCCAUGGACGUGACCAAGGAGUCCCGAGCUUCUCCGCUGCCGGCGAGCUCGCAGGCUUCCGGUACAACAUCCUCGCAACAACCGCCGCAGCCACAGAUAUGUGCGGGGUGUAGUAAGGUGAUCACCGAGCGUUACCUACUCAAGGCUUUAGAUCAGUUAUGGCACGAGGACUGCCUCAAGUGCGGCUGCUGUGACUGCCGCUUGGGUGAGGUCGGCCAUACGUUGUAUACGCGCGCCAACCUUAUUCUGUGCAAGAGGGACUAUUUGAGGCUGUUUGGUAACACUGGCUAUUGUGCGGCGUGCAACAAAGUGAUCCCCGCCUUCGAGAUGGUGAUGCGCGCCCGAAGCAACGUGUAUCACUUGGAAUGCUUCGCCUGCCAGCAGUGCAACCACAGAUUCUGCGUGGGUGAUCGCUUCUAUCUCUGUGAAAAUAAGAUUCUCUGCGAAUAUGACUAUGAGGAACGGUUGGUUUUCGCGAACAUGGCGUACAACCCACCACCACUUGCCCAUUUAAAGAGACAGACAACUCAUCUUUCUCCGCCUCCGACGAGCAACGCGAUGAACCUGAUGAACGGUUCAAGCCGCUCAGGGGAUCUAAAUAACAACAUGUCUGGCUCAUCUCCAGCAGCUUUCGUCCCUCCCCCGCACCUAAAACCAUUAGGUCUUUCGGCGACCAGUUGA
Parnassius apollo (apollo) is the source of this 858-nucleotide messenger RNA. The record is from the annotation of a GenBank genome assembly. NCBI's taxonomy places the organism in Eukaryota, Metazoa, Arthropoda, Insecta, Lepidoptera, Papilionidae.